CAACCUAUUAUACAUAUACCCCUAAUAGUCCAACUAUUUACACUUUGCCAUCACCUGUUAACCUUUCAACCCGCAUCUAAACCACCACAUAUCAUAGAUUGAAAUUCAAAGCCCCAUCUCUAUCUCCAUCCUCUCAGACUCAGACAAACAAGAUAUUAUUAUCCGCACACCUGCAACUUCAUCUUCAACCGAAUUAACAGGUAACAAACACCAAUCCUUCAUUCAUCUUAUCAAUUCAACAAUCAUCAAUUUAUCGCAGUAUGAGCAAACUCCGAUCGAUUCAUCUGCCGUUGCCGUGGCCGCCGCUGCCGACGGUUACGCCUCCGCCGUUGAUGCUGUACGGACUCAAUCCAACGGCUGCAGAGAACGAAAACGAGUUUCGACACGGUUAGGUCCGGCUCAAGCCCGACGUCACGACAUUCCUCCAUCGUGCGUCCCAGAGUUCUGACACGCGAAGCACGGAGAGCCGAGAACGUUUCCCGCUUGACACAUCAUCAUGACAUCAUCAUGAUGAUGUCUUGAUGAUGUAACAACUUUGACUAAACUUCACAAAUGUUUACAAUCUGCAUGUUUGAAAUUCAUAUACGUGCAUGAGUUUGGGCCAAUCAGAAUGCUCUUUGGGCCGAAACACAUCAACUGGGCCGAACCCCACUAAACAUCUUAUGGGUCGACGAAACAAGAAGUGUUUAGUCGAAUGUUAUUGUGUUUCGUCGACCUAUCUUGUUUCGUCGUUUCUGUCUUGUUUUCGUCGAGUCCUGUUCUGGUUCGUCGAUGUCAGUACUAUAUAUACAGCAAGCUGAGACAGAAACAGUGAGCCCGGAUAAGCUAGAGAGAGAGUGUAGAGAGAGAAAGUUCCGGUGAGCCUUGUAUUUGUCGAAUAUUGUAUCGAAACUUUGUCUAAAUCAAUAAACGUAAUUGUUAAUCGUUGAUAUCUUUACGUCUUGUUCACUCUCUCACUCGGUUUGUAUCGUAACGUGGAUUCCGCACUCGUUACGGUAUUAUAAACAGGAUCUCGUAGUUGUCCGGUGAUUCGCAAACGGACCUUCAAUUGGUAUUAGAGCGUAAGGCUCGAUUUCUUGUUGAAAACCGAGGUUCCGGUGGCAUUUUCGAGUGGGUUUUGAGUCUCUUUUAUGGUUAAAAGUCAAAAACCCAGUUGUGUUCUUGAAGUUCUUAUUUUUUUAAACUCGAAAAUCUGUGUUUGGUUGAUGUUGUUUGGUUUAAAACUUGUUGAAAAGUGUUGGAGAUUAUCAUAAGUACAAUUUGUUUUGAGAUUCGACGUUAAAAUUUAUGUUCGGAAAUCUUUCCGGUGUGUUGUUUGACCGGAAUAAUCGUCGGAAUUCUGUUGAAGAUAAGAUAACGAUUCAAAAUUUUCUGUGAAAAGGGUGUGUAUUUUUUUUUAAUAUAUUUUCUUUCACCAUCUUGGAAGCCAUGUUGUAUCAGUAGAAAAAGUUCACCAACCCUUUACCAACUUUUAUCAACUUUUUAAACUCCCAAGACCAGUGUCAACGAAUAUUUUUUUUUGGGUCAACAUAGAGCAUUUUUGAGUCAAAGAAGGGCAAAGUGUGUUGUCUUAUUGUGGUUAUUCACAAAAUCCAUUAUUCACAAAAUAGGCUACAAAGUUGUUGGCUGGGCCGAAAUCCGUUUGGGCCUCCUUCACGAAAACUAAAGUCUUUCAUUUUAAUUUCUUUGUGGACUUGGUUCGUGGAUUUCAAGAGCUGAGAGAUUUAUUAUUAGUGGAAUUCCUCACAUUCUUCACUGAUAUUUGGGCUAGUAAUUCGUGGACAAUUAUUUGUGGGUCUGUUAUUUGGUUUGGGCUUGGUAACUCAAUUGGGCCAUUCAUCUUUCGUGGCAUAUUAUUGGUGGUCUACUAUUUUUCGUGGAGUUGGUUGUUUGUCGAUAUUGGUUCUUUCACGGUUGGUUCACAGUUGCGUUUUAAUUUGGUUAUUUACAAUUAAUCAUGAGUACACACCUUUGGGGGUCAAGCAUUUUAGGAUCUCAAUCAUCAUAUGAUCCUUCUCAUCAAAGUACACCGAAAAUGACAACAUAUAUGUAUGGUCGUGGAUACCAGAUCCUAAUGCGGAUAUGUAUACGAGUAAAGGUUCAGGUCCAGUCCCUUCAUGGGCUCAGUCUCCCACACGAUCUCAAAUUACGGCAGAACAAUGGGCAUCGGUUACCAAUCAAAAGCAAAGUGAACCGAAAAUGACCACAGACAUAUACGGAAAUCCAAUACAAUCAAUUCCCAAACCAGAAAGAACAACAGACUUGUAUGGAAAUCCAUUACCACCAGUUGCUUCACAACGCCAUCGUUCUACUGUAGCACCAUCAUCUCUUGAUCCAAGGAACUGUAGUCAGACAAAAACGGCGUUGUAUGCUGAAAUUGUCAAAGAUGCCAGCAAUGGUGAAUCCUCGGGAAAUAAUGACAGUUCUGAACAUGACAGUAGUUCAGAUGAAGAUGUUUCAACUUCAGUUGAGGAUGAUACAACUUCAAGUUCAAGCGAGGAUGGAUCUGAAUGUGAAUCAUCAAGGGAGGUUAUUAAUUCUGAUGCAGAAAGGCCAACAUCUGAGAGUGAUUCCAGUAAGGUGUGUGUCGAUGAACCCACUGCUGUUAAUUGUGAUAAUUGUGCUAGAUUAAGCGUUAAAUGUGUUGAUUCGGAGGCAAAUAUGUCUGAGUUGCAAGGCAAACAUGAUGCUUUAAAAGCUAAUUUGUUUGACUUGCAAAACAAACAUGUUGAUUUAGAUGCUAAGUGGUGUGAUUUGCAAAGCAAACAUGAGGCUUUGCAAAACAAGUAUGAUGUGACAUUCAUCCACAACGAAAAGUUGACUGUUGAAUCCUCAUCUGGAAGCUGUGAAAGCAUGAACUUGCUUUACACGUUGAUUGGAUCUGAUAAAAUAUACUCAGACAAUGAUUUUCCAAUCAACAAUGUCAAUCACUCUUUGAUUGAUAAAGUUUUCGAAGAUUCUACCAAUAAGUUUUUGGGAAAGUCGAGCCCAAGAGUUGUAGUAACUCAGUGUGCUCCUAUCCCAAAAUCCGAAGUUAGAAAGAAAUAUGGGAAUCAAAAAUUGCAAAAACAAAACAAUCAACGAAAGCAAAAUCAUGCUGCCCAAGGAAAUGGAAAAGGCAAACAGAGCCAAAACAAGAAAAAGGUUCGGAAAAUAAACUUCGUCAGAUCGAGAGGGACUGAUAAAAUUGAAACUUUCGAAAACAAAUCCAACACGGAUUUUGUUAAACAAAGUAAAAUUUUGAAAAGAAACAGUCAAAACAACUAUACACAACACACAAACGGUUGUGAUGUAGGACCAAGUACCUCAAUAUCACGAAGUUCAUCAUCAAGCUCUUACAGUUAUGAUACUCCGAGGUUUGUUGAGCGGAGAUCAUGCUUUGAAUGCUGUGAGUAUGGACACAUCAUUAAGAAUUGUCCAUAUCUCACCAAGGGAAAGUCAAAGGUUGAACCCCCCAUGGUAACUAUUACCAUAAAAGAUCUGUUUCACCAAAAAAGGACCCUCGUCUUGUUAAACAACGGGAAAUGAAACAGAAAAAGAAACAACGAAAAGAAGUUGAAAAGGUUUUGAAACCAGAGGUUAUCCAAACACAGUCUGUUAAGUUAGAAGUUAAAAAUGAAAAAGAAAAACAGAUUUGGAAACCAAAAUCGGUAACUGUUUCAGGGGGAGCUACACCAAUUCCGAAUCAUCGGGAAAUGGAUGUUACAAUUCUCGAUGAUGACGGACGACCCAAGUCUGUGAAGGCUUGGGUCCCCCUCUCCAACUAAUCUCUGAAUGAGUGUGCAGGAUGUUCCAGGAGGAACUAUUGAUAGUCUCAGGAUUGUUGAUAGUGGAGCGUCCAUGCACAAGAUCGGCGACAUAAGGCUCCAAAAUAUUGUUACAUCUAGGAGAAUAUUGUUGCCUUUGAUGGAGAGAAAGGAAAAAGAAAAGAAGACAAAAAUGUCUGAUGAAAGAAUGUGGUUGAAUGAAGUUGAAAAAUUCGACUAGAUGGAAUAUGUGCCAAAAAAAAUUUGGUUGUUAUGGUUUUUUUUUAUCAGGUCAACAUGAUAGAUUCAAUCAAGAUGUAUGCACCUGCAGCACGUCUGAAGUUCAAAAUUAACAAGAUGAACGUGCAGUGUACAUUUCUUCGCGGUUUGAUUGGAGAAAAUGUGUUUGUUGAACAAACCAACCGGGUGUGCGGAUGCCUUGGCAUGGAUUGAACAACCGCACACUACUUCUCAAAGAGAAAGUCAAUUACCUUCGUUGGUGCAAUGUAAUGUGCAAGUCCAGCCGGACAUGGAGGUUUCUGAUCCUGUUGCUGUGUAGAGCUAACUCGGAUUAAGUGAAGUAGCUACAAAAAUCGACCUUGAAAUCCACACCGGGUGGAUAUCCAGUUUGAGAGAACACUCAAAUUCCUGGCAAUGCACGAAGCAGUUGCAGAUUACGGUUUUAAAUUUCUAAUCUCUUCUAUACUUGUCGAUGGUUAAGCUGCUUUAUGAAUUAUUAUCA
Helianthus annuus (common sunflower) is the source of this 4488-nucleotide messenger RNA. RefSeq lists its product as uncharacterized. NCBI's taxonomy places the organism in Eukaryota, Viridiplantae, Streptophyta, Magnoliopsida, Asterales, Asteraceae. The transcript is spliced from 2 exons. The record is from RefSeq and is a predicted model, not a curated record. Gene Ontology annotation, molecular function: zinc ion binding; nucleic acid binding. Bases 2083 to 3528 code for a protein of 481 amino acids.